AUGAACCCCGUCGGAGUGGCUUGUGCAGCAGCCCCCAAGCCGUCGACCUUUGAUUACUUCACCGAGCGAUACUACCAUCAGUACGUUGUGAAGAACUGCAAAGGCGUUGAGGGCAACAACUGCCGGCUGUUGGUUCACAGCAACGGCAUAUGCGUAUUGUGCCUUGAUGAAACCCAUAGAGUGGUUAGGGCUGCCAAGAGUAGCGCCGGGGCUGUGGAAACGAAUGUAGCCUCCGUUGUGUUUGGCUCGGGUCGGGGAAACUCACAACUGUCGUCAGGAAGCAUUCAUGUUGUCGGUAAGCGGAAAAAACAAGCUGCGGUGUGUCAAGUCGACACGAAAAUAUGCAUCAUCACGAUGUCGGACGGCACCGUCUACCACAUCCCUGCAUGUGUUGAUGGUUUUGUCCUGGAGUUGAAUUCGGCACUUCAACAGCACCCCAACUUGCUCCUGGAUGCGCCCACAGCUGAGGGAUACAUAGCGCUUAUCUCACCAAACUAUAGUAAGGUGAAGUUUAGCGAGUUCACUAAGCUCUCCGCCCCAACGGGAGGUGAUGUGGUUGAGGAGGAAGAGGAACCCGAAGGACUUCACAAGUAA
Trypanosoma brucei brucei TREU927 is the source of this 594-nucleotide messenger RNA. RefSeq lists its product as hypothetical. Gene Ontology annotation, cellular component: nucleus. Lineage: Eukaryota; Euglenozoa; Kinetoplastea; Trypanosomatida; Trypanosomatidae. The transcript has a single exon. The coding region runs from base 1 to 594 and encodes 197 amino acids. The record is from RefSeq and is a predicted model, not a curated record.